Eptesicus fuscus (big brown bat) is the source of this 1812-nucleotide messenger RNA. RefSeq names its product endothelin-converting enzyme-like 1. Lineage: Eukaryota; Metazoa; Chordata; Mammalia; Chiroptera; Vespertilionidae. Gene Ontology annotation, biological process: protein processing. Gene Ontology annotation, molecular function: metalloendopeptidase activity. The record is from RefSeq and is a predicted model, not a curated record. Gene Ontology annotation, cellular component: plasma membrane.
GGUGGCGCGGCCCAGCGCAAGAUGCGUGCCUUCUUCCGCUCGUGCCUCGACAUGCACGAGAUAGAGAGGCUCGGCCGGAGGCCCAUGCUUGAGGUCAUCGAGGACUGCGGAGGCUGGGACCUGGGUGGCGCCGCUGAGCGCCCGGGGUCCUCGGGACACUGGGACCUAAACCGGCUGCUGUACAAGGCGCAGGGCGUGUACAGCGCCGCCGCGCUGUUUUCACUCACCGUUAACCUGGACGACAGGAACUCCUCAAACUAUGUCAUCCGCAUUGACCAGGAUGGGCUCACUCUACCAGAGAGGACCCUGUGCUUAGCGCAGGAUGAGGGCAGUGAGAAGAUCCUGGCAGCUGACCGAGUGUUCAUGGAGCGCCUGCUCAGCCUACUGGGUGCUGAUGCUGUGGAGCAGAAGGCCCAGGAGAUCCUGCGACUGGAGCAGCGGCUGGCCAACAUCACAGUGUCAGAGUACGAUGACCUCCAUCGAGAGGUCAGCUCCAUGUGCAACAAGGUGACACUGGGACUGCUGCAGAAGAUCACUCCCCAUCUGCAGUGGAAGUGGCUGCUGGACCAGAUCUUCCAGGAGGACUUCUUAGAGGUCGAGGAGGUGGUGCUGCUGGCCACGGACUACAUGCAGCAGGUGUCCCAGCUCAUCCGCUCCACACCCCGAAGGAUCCUGCACAACUACCUGGUGUGGCGCAUGGUGGGGGUCCUGAGUGAGCAUCUGUCACCACCAUUUCGAGAGGCUCUGCAUGAGUUGGCACGUGAGAUGGAGGGGAGUGACAAGCCCCAGGAGCUGGCCCGUGUCUGCCUGGGCCAGGCCAACCGCCACUUUGGCAUGGCUCUUGGCAUCCUCUUUGUACAUGAACACGUCUCAGCUGCCAGCAAAGCCAAGGUGCAGCAGCUGGUGGAAGACAUCAAGUACAUCUUGGGCCAGCGCCUGGAGGAGCUGGACUGGAGGGAUGCUGAGACCAAGGUGGCUGCUCGGGCCAAGCUCCGGUACAUGAGGGUGAUGGUCGGCUACCUAGACUUCCUGCUCAAACCCGAGGCCGUGGACAAGGAGUAUGAGUUUGAAGUCCACGAGAAGACCUACUUCAAGAACAUCUUAAACAGCAUCCGCUUUAGCAUCCAGCUCUCAGUCGAGAAGAUCCGGCAGGAGGUGGACGAGUCCACGUGGCUGCUUCCUCCACAAGCACUCAGUGCCUACUAUCUACCCAACAAGAACCAGAUUGUGUUCCCUGCUGGUAUCCUGCAACCCACCCUGUCUGACCCCGAUUUUCCGUCUCUGAACUCCGGGGGCAUUGGCACCAUCAUCGGGCACGAGCUGACCCAUGGCUACGACGACUGGGUGGGGGGACAAUAUGACCGCGUGGGCAACCUGCUGCACUGGCGGACAGAGGCCUCCUACCGCCACUUCCUGCGCAAGGCCGAGUGCAUCGUCCACCUCUACGACAACUUCACUGUCUACAACCAGCGGGUGAAUGGAAAGCACACACGUGGGGACAACAUCGCAGAUAUGGGGGGCCUCAAGCUGGCCUACUAUGCUUAUCAGAAGUGGGUGCUGGAGCAUGGCCCAGAGCACCCACUGCACCGGCUCAAGUACACACACAACCAGCUCUUCUUCAUUGUCUUUGCCCAGAAUUGGUGCAUCAAACGGCGGUCACCGUCCAUCUACCUGCAGGUGCUGACCGACAAGCAUGCACCUGAGCACUACAGGGUGCUGGGCAGUCUGUCCCAGUUUGAGGAGUUUGGCCGGGCCUUCCAUUGCCCCAAAGAUUCGCCCAUGAACCCUGCUCACAAGUGCUCUGUGUGGUGA